CUUGUUGGGAUCCCAAGAUGCUUGUGAUAUUGUUGAAAAAGGUAACGAGAUUCCCACUAAGGAUUCUCGAUUAACUCCUGCUGAAAAGGAAGUGUUGAGAAAGAAUAGAAAGAGUGAUCGAAAAGCACACACUCUUAUUGAUCAAUGUCUUGAUGAAUCGAUGUUCGACCAAGUUGCACAUGCUACCACACCAAAGGAAGAAUGAGAAAUUUCGCAAAAGGAAAUCCAAGGCGUGGAACCAGUAAAGAAGGUUCGACUUCAGACACUCAAGGAAAAUUUUGAAGCAAUGAAGAUGAAGGAAGGAGAAUCAGUGUCAGACUAGACAGCUCGUGUGAAGUCAAUUGUCAGCCAGUUGAAGCAGUACGGGGAGAAAAUUCAAGAGACCGCAGUGGUGAAGAAAAUUCUACGAUCGCUAGUACCAAAAUUUGACUAUGUGGUGGUGACGAUGGAGGAAGCAAAAGAGGUGUUGAAAAUGACGGUGGAUGAAGUUAUUGGCUCACUGUAGGAGAGAUAUGGAAGACUAAAUAAAAGAAAUGAAGAAUCGUUAGAACAAGUGUUAGCUACAAAAGCUACCAUUGAGGAGAAAGAAGGUGCAUGAGGAGGAGGUCAGAAUAGAGGUCGAGGCAGAGGCAAUAUAGAGGCAGAGGAAGAGGAAGAGCCAGUGGAGCAUAUCAAAGCAAGACGAAGAAAAUUUCACCACGAACAACUAUGAAUCAUCCACUGAGGCAGAGGUCAUGGUCGUUGACGUGGAAAAGGAAAUUGGAGAUCAAAUGAAGGUCGAGAUAAAUCCAACAUCCAAUGCUAUAAUUGCUCGAAGUACGGGCAUUAUGCAUUGAAAUAUUGGAGUCUGCCUAAAGAAGUGGAGGAGACAACAAACAAUGUGCAAGAAGAAGGAGUCAAAGGCACAUUGCUGCUAUCGCAUCAAGGAGAUGAAAAACCGAGAGACAACAUGUGGUAUCUGGAUAAUGCUGCAAGCAACCACAUGUGUGGAAAAAGAAACAUGUUUGUGUAGAUGGAUGAAUCAGUGAAAGGAAAUGUCUUAUUUGGAGAUUCCUCGAAGGUUCCUAUCAAAGGAAGAGGAACUAUACUAAUCAGGCUCAAGAAUGGCUCGCAACAAUUUAUCAGUGAUGUUUACUAUGUCCUAGAUAUGACAAGUAACAUUCUAAGUUUGGGUCAGUUGAUGGAGAAAAAUUAUGAAGUUCACAUGGUGAAUCGACAACUAAAGCUGUUGAAUGAGAAGAAGCAGUUGUUGGCUACAGUCCCAAUGUUGAGGAAUAGAAUGUUCACCCUGAACAUUCAAACAGAAAUGGCGAAUUGCCUGAAAGUGUGUGUGAAGGACACACAUGGAUUUGGUCAUCUAAAUUUUGGAGGCUUGAAGUUACUCAGUCAUAAGAAGAUGGUGCAUGGUCUGCCAAUGAUCAAUCAUCAUACCAGUUGUGUGAUGCUUAGUUUGGAAGCAAUUCAGGGCAAGUUUCCUGAAGGAGUCCCUGUCAGGAGGCAAAGCACUGCUUGAUCUCAUACAUGCAGAUCUUUGUGGACCAAUCACUCCAACAUUAUUCAUAAAAAUUAAUAAUUCCUACUGUUCAUUGACGACUAUAGUAGAAAGACAUGAUUUUACUUAUUGAAGCAGAAGUCAGAUACAUUUAAAACUUCCAAGAAGUUCAAAAUGCUCGUGGAGAAUGAAUGUGGCUGCUACAUCAAAGCAAUGAGAUCGGAUAGAGGGGGAGAAUUUAUGAUGAAAAAGUUCUGAAGGUUCUAUGCACAGGUUUCUCACAGUUCCAAGAUCCCCACAACAGAAUGAAGUAGUUGACAGGAAGAACAAAACUGUACUCAACAUGGUGAGAAGCAUGUUGAAGAGUAAGAAUCCGCCAAAGGAGCUAUUGGCUGAAGUUGUUGAUUGUGAAGUCUACCUACUGAACAAGUCACCAACAAUGAGUAUUUGGAAUCAAACACCCAAAGAAGCAUGGAGCGGUAGGCUCCGAGUCUUCGGAAUUGUCGGAUAUGUGCACAUACCAGAUCAAGAAAGAAAGAAGUUGGAUGACAAAAGCAAGAAGUACGUAGUCCUGGGAUACUCAAAACACUCAAACAAGAUCUUUGUUCCCGUGGAAGAGAAGGUGAUCAUUAGCACAGACGUGGUAGUUGAUGAAGAAGCAAUAUAGAAUUGGACUAUUGAAGCAAAGAAGAAUUAUACCUUUUAUCCAUUCACUAUGGAUGAAAGUGAUGAAUUACUGGAUACAGAUACACCUGUAUUGAGUCUACUCAAUAAUAGAGAAACUGCCAGUCCUAAAGGAGAUUCAAGUGCAAAAGAAAGGCCAUAAAAGUACAGAUGUCUUGAAGAUCUAUACGAAGCAACGAUAACCAUUGAAGGUGAUGAAUUGACACUAUACUUUCAUCCCAUUGAUAGUGAACCAGUGGAUGUUGAAGAAGCCAUGAAGGAUGAAAAAUGGAGAAGAGCCAUGGAUGAAAAAAUUAAAGCUAUCAAGAAGAAAAAGACUUGGGAGCUAAUAUCACUUCCUGAGAACCAGAAGCCAUUGGUGUGAAGUGGGUAUUUAAUGUAAAGAAGAAUGCCAAAGGAGAAGUUAUCGGGGACAAAGCAUGAUUGGUGGCGAAAGGAUAUUGUCAGAGAAUAGGCAUUGACUAUAAUGAAGUUUUUGCUCCCGUGGGGAGAAUGGAAAGCAUAAGGAUGGUGAUAUCUCUUGCUGCUCAAAAUCGAUGGAAGAUACAUCAAAUGGAUGUGAAAUCAGCUUUUCUGAAUGGAUAUCUCGAGGAAGAUAUCUAUGUGGAGAACCUCCUGGAUAUAUAGUUGAAGGUCGAGAAGAUAAGUUUUUGAAGCCGAAGAAAGCAUUGCAUGGUCUAAAACAAGCACUGAGAGCUUGGAAUAGCAGGAUUGACAUGUAUUUUCAACAGAACGGAGUCAACAAAUGUCCACAUGAGCAUGCACUAUACUGAAAGGUGCAAGGAGGAGCAAUCUUAUCAGUUUGCCUAUACGUAGAUUAUCUCAUCUUUAUAGGCAAUAAUCCUUGAAUGUUGAAGAGUUCAAGAAAACGAUGGUUCAUGAGUUUGAGAUGACAGACAUCGGACUGAUGUCAUACUAUCUAGGAAUUGAAGUAACUCAAAAGGAGGAAGAAAUUUUCAUCUCACAUAGUGGUUUUGCCAAAGAGGUCCUGAAGAAGUUUAAGAUGGAGAACUGUAAUCCUGUGAGCACACCAGCUGUGUGUGGACUAAAAUUAUCCAAGGACGCCAACAGAGAGAAGGUUAACUCAACAGAGUUUAGAAGCCUCGUGGGAAGUUUGAGAUAUCUGACUUCUACUAGACGAGAUAUUCUCUACGUAGUUGGAUUAGUCAAUAGAUACAUGGAGUUGCCAAUAAUAUCACACCGAAAUGCUACCAAUAGGAUACUGCACUACAUAAAAGGUACAAUCGAUCAUAAUCUGCUUUAUACUAAGUAAGAAAAUUUCGAAUUGGUUGGAUACAGCAAUAGUGAUUGUGCAGGAGACAUGGAUGAUCGCAAGAGCACUACAGGAUUUGUAUUUUUUCUGGGAGAUACAGCUUUUACAUGGAGUUCAAAAAAGCAAACUAUUGUGACAUUAUUUACUUGCGAAACUAAGUAUGUUGUUGCGACAUCGCUUGUGUUUCAUGCAAUAUGUCUAAGAAAAUUGUUGAAGGAGUUGACCAAGACACAAUAAGAGUCAACUGAAAUUUUUAUGGAUAACAAGCAUGCCCUGGCGUUAGCAAAGAAUCCGGUGUUCCAUCAUAUUGAUACGAGAUAUAGUUUCUUAUGAGUGUGUGGAGUAGAAAGAAGUGAUGCUGAAGUAUGUGAAGACAGAAUACCAAAUUGCUUAUAUUUCCACGAAGCCACUAAAGCAAGAUGUGUUCGUCAAGAUAAGGACACACUACUCGGAGUUACUACUAAUUAAACUUUAAGGGGGAGUGUUGUAAUUAAAAUAAAGUUUAAUUAAAAAU
Messenger RNA from Linum trigynum, 3963 nucleotides. The record is from the annotation of a GenBank genome assembly. NCBI's taxonomy places the organism in Eukaryota, Viridiplantae, Streptophyta, Magnoliopsida, Malpighiales, Linaceae.